Daphnia pulex (common water flea) is the source of this 1153-nucleotide messenger RNA. RefSeq lists its product as uncharacterized. NCBI's taxonomy places the organism in Eukaryota, Metazoa, Arthropoda, Branchiopoda, Diplostraca, Daphniidae. The record is from RefSeq and is a predicted model, not a curated record. The transcript is spliced from 2 exons. The coding region runs from base 215 to 1057 and encodes 280 amino acids.
AUAUGCGAAAUAAUCCUUAAUUGAUAGAAAAGCUAAUGUUUGAUGAAAUCAAGGCCUGUCCAAGAAAUGGUGGCUCAGAAAUACCCAGCCGAGGAAGUUGCAGAUGACUGGUAGCGCGUCGUGGUUUAUAAGUAGCCGAUCAUGGGCAGGACAGUAAUGAAUAUUUCAACACCAUCUUGCCUUGUAUCUUAAGUGAAGAAUUUCGACCAGAAAAAUGGCAGAAAGAGAGUCGAUGAAUAAAACCGGACCGUAUUGUCAAAAGUCAAAGUCUGCUGUUUAUCGACCGACAUUCUUAUUACCGAUCGUGAUCAACGACAAGCUGGAGCUUGGCCGACCACAAUUAGAUCCUGUCCCCUACAAGAGGUAUUCGGCAACUGGAGCUGAAGUCGUGCUGAAGGGACAAUUCAUCGCCCGCGUCCAGUACGCCGGAAUGACUUUUGAGCUACCUGUUCAGGUGUCAAACAAAAUGGACACCCGCAGUCUGAUGGGAAGGCGCUGGUUUCCUACUCUCAACUUGGAUUGGAAUGGCGUAUUCCACUGCACCUCCAUCGUUCAUCCAUUAAAAGAACAAACUGAACGACAACGCCUUCAGGAACUCCAAAUGACGCUCAUCAGAACUACUGCGAUUAACAUUAAAGUCAAAGUCGACGGCUUCGAUCUAAUGAUGAUGUUCGACACGGGAGCGACGCAGUCCAAACUCAGCUCGACCGAUUGGGAAAAGAUCGGCAAGCCUGAACUGAAACCGACGCAGAUUGUCAUCCGGGAUACGAGUAAUACGAUCAUGCCUCUGACCGGCCAGUGCACAAUCUCCUGCGAGUACAAUGGACAAAAAGCCAACGUCCCAGUUUUGGUUUCCAGCGGUAAAUAUGCGUACAGCGUUAUAGGGACCGAUUGGUUUCAGCUUAUCAAAUUCGACUUUAAUAGCAUUUUCGAGAACCUAAAAUUCAAACAGACAAUCGAAUCGAAACCUUGUCAAACAACUCAAGAACUACCCGAACGUCCGCUGGAUCCGCUUCCGCCUCCGGAACAAAUCAAUGCCGAUCAACGCCAACGCUAAAAGACAGGCGAGGAAAUAUUUCAAAUACCAACUUUUUUAAAAAGGUAUUCUGUGAUUGCAUUUAUGUGUUACCUCCUUAAUUGGAAUGUCAAAUUU